CACAGCAGAGGAUCAUCUCUUCCAGAUAUUUCUUGCCGGAACAGUACUACAGGAGAAGGAAGCAAGCAUGGAAGCAGCGGUGGUGACGCUGGCAAAGCUUGUCGCAUCCAGCCGCCCUACGUCAGCCGACGUUCCCGUGAGCGCUGCCGUCGAGCUGACCUGUGGUGCCAACGAGAUAUGGCGGGCCCCACGCAGGAAAUUCCACAUCAGCCGACGACAAGUCAAAUCCGAACACCCAUCAGCUCAUCACGCCUGGAAACCAGGAGGCUCAAAACCUCACUGCUCACACGCUAUCGAAGUCUAUAAAUCCCGGCGCAUCGUCUCCCACCGCCGGCUCGACAAGCUUCUUCGUCUUCCAGCAGAGCUCCAGAUGAAUCACACAUCCUCUGCCUCUGGCAUCUACGACUCCGCCGGAGCUCCAACCGCGCCGCCGCUCCUGUUCGGCGCGGCCGAUGACACCGAGGACAUGCUCCGGCAGCUCGACGCCUUCCUCUUCGCCACGGACGCCGCCGAGGACAGCUCCGAUUGGCUCUCUGCCUCGCCCUCAUCUUCCUCCGAGCCAUCUGAGGCGGGAAUGGUGCCACUGUCGCCGAGCACGCCGGAGCAGCAGCGGCGGCCGGACGCGGGCGCUUCGCCGCCGGGCGAGAAGCGGCCGGCGACGGCCUUCAUCGGCGUGCGCAAGCGUCCCUGGGGCAAGUUCGCCGCCGAGAUACGGGACUCCACGCGCCGGGGCGCCCGCGUGUGGCUCGGCACCUUCGACACCCCCGAGGCCGCAGCGCUCGCCUACGACCAGGCCGCCUUCUCCGCGCGCGGCGCCGCCGCGGUGCUCAACUUCCCCGUCGAGCGCGUGCGGGAGUCGCUGGCGGCGCUCGCGCUCGCGGGCGCGGGCGGCGGCGGCUCCCCCGUCCUCGCGCUGAAGCGGCGGCACUCCAAGCGCACGCGCAGGCGGAAGGAGCAGCUGUCCCCUGCGACCGACACCGGCAGGAACCAUCUCAAGCCGCGGCGACAACCCGAGCGCCAGUGCGCCGACGCGUCCCCCGUGCCGCUGCCGGUGCCGGAGCCGGAGCAGCGGGUGGCGGCGCUGUGCCAGUGCCACUGCGGCCGUGGCGGAGUCGUGGAGCUGGAGGACCUCGGCACCGAUUACUUGGACGAGCUCCUCCGAGUGUCGUCGGAGUUGGAGUGUUCGUUGAUACGUUGAGAGCAUUGAGAUUUGAGGCCGGUCGACGUCGUCGUCGCCGUCAGCCUCAGAACGUUCCAGGCUCCAGCACUGUCAAGCAAUUGCCAUCGCACGGCGACCCGACAUUAUUGUAAAUUUCGGAAUUAAGUAGUCGACCCGAUUCUGCUCGUUGGCACACGUUAUUAUCAUCUUGAAUAGUUUAACUUAUGCAUACCACCCACUAACCAAACAUAAACUCUAAUACAUCUCUCUCUUAUGAUGCCAA
Molecule: messenger RNA, 1442 nt
Organism: Panicum virgatum (switchgrass)
Lineage: Eukaryota; Viridiplantae; Streptophyta; Magnoliopsida; Poales; Poaceae
Product: ethylene-responsive transcription factor 2-like
Exons: 1
Coding region: 68-1198 (376 amino acids)
Biological process (GO): regulation of DNA-templated transcription; ethylene-activated signaling pathway
Molecular function (GO): DNA binding; DNA-binding transcription factor activity
Source: RefSeq, a predicted model, not a curated record